Molecule: messenger RNA, 691 nt
Organism: Ceraceosorus guamensis
Lineage: Eukaryota; Fungi; Basidiomycota; Exobasidiomycetes; Ceraceosorales; Ceraceosoraceae
Exons: 1
Coding region: 187-636 (149 amino acids)
Source: RefSeq, a predicted model, not a curated record
ACGACUCGCCGUCGUUCGGGUCGUGAAACAACAUCCAUCCAUCCAGUCCCCUGUCCCUACGCAUUCCAUUCUCGUGCUUUCGCCCCAAUGCUCUCAGAAUCCGCAUCCCAACCCUGCCUCGACUCGACCUGAUCUAACGCGACAGCCAAGUCCCCACGUCUCGAAUCAUAGCUGUCGCACUUCUGCAUGACUCAAACUUUUCCCCUUUCUCAAUUACACGCUCCUCGAUGGACCGAAUGCUCAGCUCAUCGACGAUACUGUUGUGAGAUGGCGAGAGCAGCAGGCAUGUCGUUGUGGAGGCCCCUCGCAGAGGGAAAACGCCACAAACUCGCUGGCCUCUUCGCUUCAGGAUGUAGCGUGGGAGCGAGCUUCGUGCGGGAGACGACGCGCUGCGAGUCUGCUGGACUGGGGUCGCGGCGCGCCGCUCGUCUGUCCUUGCCUAGCUGUGUGAGUGCGCAGCCCGAUGCAAGAUGUCAGCCUGCGCUUUUGUCGACGGCCCAACGCCGGCCCAGGUCACCUUGCAUCUGCCUGCUGUGCAAGGUUGCGUGCGUGCCCGGGACCUCAAUUCGAGUCACGGGUGUUGCAGGUUACGAUGUGCAGCGAUCGCACGACGACCCCUUACUCGUGACUUGGUGAUAGCAGUCAAAAGUCAAAGUGCUUCAGUCAAGAGUGUACCGUCCAGCUGAUUGAU